UUAAUUAUUUUCCGACAGAUCGGCCAGGAUGAAAGCGACUGGUGGCAAAAUAUUGGUGGUGAUAACAGUCCUGCUCAUCGUCACGCUCUGCGUCACGGCUGCGGGGUUAAUGAAAUCAGUCACUAACGCGAAGCGUAGCCCAGACUCAUGCCACCCUCUGGUGAUCGCCCACCGAGGAGCCAGCGGCUACGUGCCCGAACACACACUCGCCGCCUACGGCCUAGCCAUCAUAAUGGGUGCUGACUACGUCGAACCCGACGUCGUCAUGACCAAAGAUGGACACCUGGUGGCUAGGCAUGACAAUGAACUGGGUCUAACUACAGAUGUCAGUCAGCGCCCUGAAUUUGCCGACCGACAUCGAACUCAAAAUGUAGAUGGAAGUGAAUUGACAGGCUGGUUUACCGAAGACUUUACUCUUGAUGAACUUAAGACAUUGCGAGCAAUUGAACGUAUACCUCAGAACCGACCUGGCAAUGCGCGCAUGGAUCGUUCAUUUGACAUUCCUACUGUCCAGGAAAUUAUUGACUUAGUGAAAAGCUUGGAAAUAAGUCAACGCCGAACCAUCGGUAUUUAUCCUGAAAUCAAGCACAGCACUCACUUCCAGCGACUGGGACUAGCAAUGGAAGCACCUCUUGUGCAACUUCUACACAACAAUGGGUACGAAGGACGUGAUGCUCCUAUAUAUAUCCAAUCAUUUGAAGUUAGUAACUUGAAAGAACUCAAAAAGAUUACUGACCUCCGACUUCUUCAGCUUUACAGCAGCGACCAAUCUUCUCAACCUUUUGAUCAUGCUGUACUAGGUACCAAUCUCACUUAUGGCGCAAUGGCUACAGCCGAAGGACUAAUAGAUAUAGCGUCGUACGCAUAUGCAGUCGGCCCCGACAAGAGUUACAUCAUUCCACGCGACGAAAACGACAACCUUGGUACCCCGACUACGUUCGUGGCUGACGCCCAUGCGGCAGGUUUGAAGGUGCAUCCUUACACGUUUCGUGCUGAAAAUCCUUUCCUGCCAGCUGAGUUUCGUAGCAGCGAACAAUCUGACGCAGCUAUUGGUAACUUUAAGGGAGAGAUUAGCGCUUUUCUGGCGGCAGGUAUAGACGGUCUUUUUGCUGACCAGCCUGAUAUACCCGUCCGUAUGCGGGGACCAUGUCUAUAAAAGCUAUUUCUUAGAGUAGGAUAUAUACUAAUAUGGACAUGCACAAUAACUUGGUAUUUCACUGUAGGUACAAGAUCAAGGGGC
Molecule: messenger RNA, 1240 nt
Organism: Cydia fagiglandana
Lineage: Eukaryota; Metazoa; Arthropoda; Insecta; Lepidoptera; Tortricidae
Exons: 1
Coding region: 29-1156 (375 amino acids)
Biological process (GO): lipid metabolic process
Cellular component (GO): periplasmic space
Molecular function (GO): glycerophosphodiester phosphodiesterase activity
Source: RefSeq, a predicted model, not a curated record